This is a messenger RNA of Solanum verrucosum, 583 nucleotides long. RefSeq names its product histone H3.2. Bases 37 to 447 code for a protein of 136 amino acids. The record is from RefSeq and is a predicted model, not a curated record. Gene Ontology annotation, cellular component: nucleosome. Lineage: Eukaryota; Viridiplantae; Streptophyta; Magnoliopsida; Solanales; Solanaceae. Gene Ontology annotation, molecular function: structural constituent of chromatin; protein heterodimerization activity; DNA binding. The transcript has a single exon.
GAAACAGAACUCGAGUUUUCUUCAGUAAAAAUCAAAAUGGCCCGUACCAAGCAAACUGCCCGCAAAUCCACUGGUGGAAAGGCUCCAAGGAAGCAACUAGCCACUAAGGCUGCAAGAAAGUCAGCUCCGGCUACCGGAGGAGUGAAGAAGCCUCACCGUUUCAGGCCAGGAACUGUGGCUUUAAGGGAAAUCAGGAAGUACCAGAAGUCUACUGAGUUGUUGAUCAGGAAGCUUCCAUUUCAGAGGCUCGUGAGGGAAAUUGCUCAGGAUUUCAAAACAGAUCUGAGGUUCCAGAGCAGUGCUGUGGCUGCUCUACAAGAGGCUGCUGAGGCUUACCUCGUUGGUCUCUUUGAAGAUACCAAUCUUUGUGCAAUCCACGCCAAGAGGGUCACUAUCAUGCCCAAGGAUAUUCAGCUUGCUAGGAGGAUCCGCGGAGAAAGGGCUUAAGAAGAAACUUUUAAUGGUUAAAGUGAAUUAGGGUUUAUCUGCUAGGCUUAGUGGUGUAAAUCCUAAUAGAUAGUUUUAGUUGAAGUAGGUGUAAACUGCUGGUUUACCAGUUUCUGGAUCUGAUUAAUGAAAAUUU